CGCUCGCUGUUUUUCUUCUCUGGGUUGUGCUUUUUUCCGCUGUUAGCGAAGAUGCAGCUCAAACCGAUGGAGAUUAACCCUGAGAUGCUGAACAAAGUGCUGGCCCGGCUGGGGGUCGCGGGCCAGUGGCGUUUCGCUGACGUACUGGGGUUGGAGGAGGACGCUCUAGGCUCGGUGCCAGCACCUGCCUGCGCGCUGCUGCUGCUGUUUCCUCUCACUGCCCAGCAUGAGAACUUCAGGAAAAAACAGAUUGAAGAAUUGAAGGGGCAAGAAGUUAGCCCUAAAGUGUACUUCAUGAAACAGACCAUCGGGAACUCCUGUGGUACAAUCGGACUGAUACAUGCAGUGGCUAAUAAUCAAGACAAGCUGGAAUUUGAGGAUGGAUCAGUCCUGAAACAGUUUCUUUCUGAAACGGAGAAGAUGUCCCCUGAAGACAGAGCAAAAUGCUUUGAAAAGAAUGAGGCCAUUCAAGCAGCCCAUGAUGCUGUGGCGCAGGAAGGCCAAUGUCGGGUAGAUGAUAAAGUGAAUUUUCAUUUUAUUCUGUUCAACAACGUGGAUGGCCACCUCUAUGAACUUGAUGGGCGAAUGCCAUUUCCAGUGAACCAUGGUACCAGCUCUGAGGGCUCCCUGCUUCAGGACGCUGCCAAGGUCUGCAGAGAGUUCACCGAGCGCGAGCAGGGAGAAGUGCGCUUCUCUGCGGUGGCCCUCUGCAAGGCAGCCUAGUGCCCCGUGGGAGGCACCUGGCUGUUCUCCCCUCCUCCAUCCAUCGUGAAAAUACCUCCCUACCAAGCAGUCUUCAGUGCUUCAGUCCUUGUGAAACACGGCUGUCUCCUUCCACACGCUCGCUCCUCCCUCCACCACACCCGAGCACUAGCGGAGAUCUUGAGCCAAGUUGGUGUGAGCUUCAGAGGCGAAGCGUCUCCCCACUGUGUGUCUUGUUCCUUAAUAGCUUAAUGCUUUCAAUGGCAACUUUGGUUUGUGUCUGUAAGUUAAGGCCUUGGAUGUGGUUUAAUUGUUUGUCCUUAAAAGAAAUAAAACUUUUCUGCUGAUGAGA
Marmota flaviventris (yellow-bellied marmot) is the source of this 1054-nucleotide messenger RNA. The record is from RefSeq and is a predicted model, not a curated record. NCBI's taxonomy places the organism in Eukaryota, Metazoa, Chordata, Mammalia, Rodentia, Sciuridae.